This is a messenger RNA of Pollicipes pollicipes, 3689 nucleotides long. RefSeq names its product protein sprint-like. Gene Ontology annotation, biological process: signal transduction; vesicle-mediated transport. Lineage: Eukaryota; Metazoa; Arthropoda; Thecostraca; Pollicipedomorpha; Pollicipedidae. Gene Ontology annotation, molecular function: small GTPase binding; guanyl-nucleotide exchange factor activity. The record is from RefSeq and is a predicted model, not a curated record. Gene Ontology annotation, cellular component: cytosol; endocytic vesicle.
CGUCGGGGGAGGGCGCGUGGCAGGGCCGUCCGGACGAGCAGUGGCGCAGUGCCGUGCGACGGGGGGAAGGCGCCGGAGUUGGCGACUAUGAUCGCGCCGCAGACGGAGCUGCUGAACUCUCUGGCCCGCGACCUGGACCACAUGCUGCUGGACCUGUGUCAUGACCCCGGCGCAGGUCACACCGGCAACAGCGGCGCCCAGCAGGCCAGGAUGCCUUCUCAGACGGACUCGGUGGUCGCCUCUCCGGACGCAGCGGCCACACAGAAGCUGCUCCAGCUGAACAACAACAAGAAUCAGGAGGACAGCCCCAUGUCGACGUCUUGCAGUGAGCUGGAGCCGGGGCCGCCGGCCGAGAUGAGCCUCACCGAGCGCCUCAUUCGUUCGCUGCCCAUCUGGUUCCUGCCGGGCAUCCACAGAGCCGGCGCCGAACACCUGCUGCAGGGCAAGCCUCCUGGGACGUUCAUCGUGCGCGAGUCGAGCAAGCCCUCGACCAUGGCAUUGUCUGUGCGCCUGCCGGCCGGCCGCGGCCCGCACGUGGAGCACUUCCUCAUCGAGAAGCAAGAGGGCAAGCUCAGCCUCGAGUCGUCCGAUAACCGCUUCGACAACAUCUCCAGCCUGGUGGCCUGCUACAGCUCCCGCUGCGACGAACUGCCCGUGCAGCUGCGCCUGCCCGACAGUCUGCAGAAGGCCGAGUCGCGUCACCAGCUGUCCUCGCGCGCCCUGCUCGGACAAGAAUUCUGGCAGUCGCGCUUGGCGAACAGCCCGUCAGGUGGCAGCACAGGCGCGGGUGGCAGCACGCAGUCGUCGACGGCGAGCAGCCUCAACAAGCCGAGCGGCGGCCACGGCAGCCAAUCGAGCCUGGGCAGCCUGGGCAGUCCGCCGGGCGCCCUGCAGCCGCCGCACACCGAGACGCUCACCAGCCAGUCGAGUCAGGGCAGCUCCAGCGGGCCCGCACAGACGGGCGGCGGCCAGGUGCGCAGUGAGGUGACCAUGCUGAUCGGCGGCCAGGGCGUCGGCCGCCAGGUGCGCAGCGCCUCCAACACGCCGGUACGCGAGUUGGCGCCGGCGCCGGGCGGCGCGGCCUGGCGUCAGCCGGCCUCGCCCGUCACAACGCCCGCCUCCUGCGACGACGACGUGCUGCUGACGGGCGCGCCGCGCGCCAGCCGCCGGCGCGGCCGCAAGAAGCGUUCCACUCACUACCAGGAGGCCGACAUCCUGGAGCUGCCGGCCAGCUACUGCCGCAGCUCUGUGGCCGACAAGAUCUCGGACUACGAGGACAUUUGGGCGUCGCCACCGCGCGAACUGCAGCCGGAGAGCACGUUCAAGCCCCGCACGGCCGCUCGCUCCAUGAAUGACCUGAGCGACGCCGCUCGCGGCGCUGCCGAGCCGCCGGCCGCCGCCAGCGACCGGACGGCGCUGCGCCUCGAGCUCGGCCCCGCGGCGCACCGCCACUCGGAGCCCAACAUCCGCUGGGAGCCGCCGGGCCGCGGCCGCCGGCCGCCGCUCGAAACCAUCGACUCCAGCGACGAGCUGCCGCCGCUCUCCAGCAGCGUCGACAACCUGACGUCGACGCCGCGCCGCCUGCGCGCCGGCGCGCGCUCGCAGAGCUCGCAUGGCAUCGCUGAAUCGCGCCGGUCACGGCCGCGCCGCGCCUCGCGCCAGCAGCCGUGGCGUGGCGACGCCGCCUGGGCGUCCGCCGGCGCCGACAACGAGGGCUUCGAGGCGGACACGGAGGCCGAGCUGGAGGACGCCGUGCAACUGCGCCGGCCGCCGCCAGAGGCGCGCAACACGGCCCUGAGGCUCUCCGAGUCAACAGAGGAGCAGUCGGAGGCGGCGGCGCCGCCGGCCUUCUCCAAGGAGGAGGAAAGUCGUAUCGUGCAGGCCUACGUGCGGCAGAGUUUGACGCAGAUGGCGGCGCCGGCGGCGACCGCGCCCGAACCCUCCGACUCGCACGCGUCCGACUAUGACAACGUGCGGCCGGCGGGCGAGCCGGCGGCGGCGGCGGCGGCGGCGGCGGCGACAACGACGACGCAGGACGACCCGACCGAAGCCACCAAGUGGCAGUCGAUUAUGCGACUAAUGACCGACCAGAUGCGGCUGCGCACCGGCCAGUUCGACGAGCCGCCCGCCGACGACCGCUUUUUCACCGACUCCGAGUCGUUCGUGCACGUGUGCCAGGAGGCGGCCAUGACGGACGACGACACGGCUGCGUCGGAGGGCACGGCCGCCCGGCUGUACCCGCAGCGGCUGCCGCUGCCACGGGCCCCACAGGAGUCGCUCUACUCUCCUCCUCGGCUGAACUCCCUCCGCCUUCACCGGAGGAGUCAGCAGUCGGGUGGCGCCAUCAAGCAGUACGUGCUGCAGCUGGCGGCCGACAGCGCCAACACCUUCUCGUUGAACGUGCUCAAGUUUCUGCAGUGCACACGGGAGGCGACGGAGACCGAUCCACACGUGGUCAUGAGAAACACGCGCCAGUUUGUCAAUGGCAUGAAGAACUACUUGGUGAAGAAUGGCGAGGGUGAUUUUCACCAGAUCGUCAACCAGGAAAGGGACAAGCUGUCGUCCACUGAGUUCCUGAACCUGGACGUGAUCCUGGAGGGUGUGCUGGAGGAGUUGCUGGUGCGACCCUUGUACGACCACAUCAGCCAGCUGGCGGCGGAGGAUGCGCGCCGCAGUGGCGCCGUCCAGCGACUGGCUGAGAACCUUGAGUUCGCUCGCGGCCGCUCGGCGUCCUCGCUGGGGCUGAAGUCGGAGCGUCCGCCGCCGUCCGCCGCCGCACUGGAGAUGAUUCGUCGUUCGGCGGUUGAGAUGCAGGCCGCCAUCAGCCCGCUGGACAAGCUGGAGCACCUGCUGGCGGUGAUAUCAGCGCUGUUCGCCGCCGCCGGCGCCAAAGAUGCCUCCCUGCCGGCCGACGAGUUUUUGCCGCUGCUGAUCUUCACGCUCGCUCACUGCCACGCCACCACCAUAGAGUUUGAGGCCGACUACAUGUGGGGCCUGCUGCACCCUAUGUUGCUAAACGGCGAGGCCGGCUACUACCUGACCAUGCUGUCCUCGGCCGUGCACGUGCUGAAGAACCUGCAGCACUACCUGGAGGACCGGUCGCGCGAGUCCACCAGGAGCCUGUCACACUGUUCUGGCUCGUGCAGCGGCGCUGACUCGGUGGACGGCCUGCUGCGAGUCAUCAUCCCUGACGAGCAGCAGGGCACCAUCAUCAGUCGCACACUGCCGGCGCGGCCCAACACGAGCGCCCGAGACAUCUGCAAGAUGCUCGGCAACAAGCUGCGUAUCACCAGUCCCAUCGAUUACGGUCUCUUCAAACUCAUCAACGGCAACGAGACCCUGCUCGGCGACCAGGAGUGUCCGCAGCUGCUCAAGCAGGAGCUGACCGCCAGCGGAACGCACUGUAUGCUCGCCUAACGGCUCGAGGCCAAGAUCGCCUGGCCCACGGCGCAGCUCUGAGUGACGUCACGAUGGUGGCCCGCGGCGGCGUCACGGCUCCGCGCGGCCUGGAGUGGCGUCACUGUGCGUCCGAGGCGCGCCCUCGUGUGUGUGUGCGUAUCGUCAGUGGUUCUUUUUGUACUCAGUUUUACACUUGGCGUGCGUCAGCGGCGCUCUCGUGACUAGAUUUGGUCUGCGCCGGUGUAGCGCUCCGUCUCGCAGUGGACAGCGCCAGUACGGCGCUCGCUCGG